Molecule: messenger RNA, 764 nt
Organism: Brassica oleracea var. oleracea
Lineage: Eukaryota; Viridiplantae; Streptophyta; Magnoliopsida; Brassicales; Brassicaceae
Product: 50S ribosomal protein L10, chloroplastic
Exons: 1
Coding region: 69-581 (170 amino acids)
Biological process (GO): translation
Cellular component (GO): large ribosomal subunit
Molecular function (GO): structural constituent of ribosome
Source: RefSeq, a predicted model, not a curated record
CUGAAACCAGAGUAAAAUCUCUCCGAAUCUGAGCCCUAGUCUCCUCUCAUUUCGCACCUUCCAGCGAGAUGGCCAGCCUCAGAAGAGCUCUCCUCGUCGCAGGCAAGACGAAGCUCAACCUCCAGAACUGCCACUUCAUCACCGGGAUCAACUACAACGGCCUCACCGUGAAGCAGCUCCAAGAGCUCCGCGGGAUCCUCCGCGAAAACAGCAACACGAAGCUCCUCGUUGCCAAGAACACUCUAGUCUUCAAGGCCCUGGAAGGAACCAAAUGGGAGUCUCUGAAGCCGUGUAUGAAAGGCAUGAACGCUUGGAUCUUUGUUCAGACCGAAGAUAUCCCCGCGGCUCUUAAGACGUUCGUCAGUUUCCAGAAGGAGAAGAAGCUCUUCGACAACAACUUGGGAGGUGCCGUGUUCGAGGAGAAGCUGUACGCUCCUCAGGAUUAUAAGGUUAUUGAAACGAUGCCGUCUCGGGAAGAUGUGUAUGGGAUGAUGUUUGGGGCUUUGCAUUGGCCGGGGUUGGAUCUCGUCAAUACGUUGGAGGCGCCGGCUGCGUCGGAGAAUGAGAGUGCUGCUGCUUAGAGGAUGAAAAGAGAAAUCCUCUUUUGUGUUUGUUCUUCUGGAUUAAAGAUAGUUAUUUUUUUGUCAAAAUAAAAAUUUGAACUUACAGUUUCAGACCAGUGGCUUCCUUGGUUUUGUUAUAAUUGGAUUGAGAUUUCUUGUCGUAUACUGUUGUUUGUUUGAAGGGAAUGGUGAUGGAAUGGU